Vigna umbellata (rice bean) is the source of this 1119-nucleotide messenger RNA. NCBI's taxonomy places the organism in Eukaryota, Viridiplantae, Streptophyta, Magnoliopsida, Fabales, Fabaceae. The record is from RefSeq and is a predicted model, not a curated record.
AUGGAGCAGAACGCGGUUGCUUUACAAAGUUUGGAGGCCGCUCGCGCAAACUCUGAAGCGACCCAGAGACAGCUAAUGGAGAUCAUCGGUGCCACGAGGAGCACACCUGGAGCGUCCACUUCCUCUGCAAAUCAUCAGGCCGAGUGGAGCUUGGAGAGUUUUCUUCAACAUCACCCAGCUAAAUUCAAUGGGAAAUGUUUUCCUGAUGAGGCCGAUCAAUGGCUAAGGGAUAUGGAACGGAUAUAUGAUGCUAAGAGGUGCCCGGACGACAACAGGUUGGCAUUCACUGAGUAUCUGCUAACUGGAGAGGCCAGUCACUGGUGGGCGAGUAUUAAGAUGAUUUUAGCGGACGCUCAAAGUCCAAUCUCUUGGGAAGUUUUCAGGAGCAAGUUCUAUGAGGAGUAUUUUCCUGAUAGCGUCCGUUUUGCCAAAGAGGUAAAGUUUCUCCAGUUGGUACAAGGUGGUAUGACGGUCUCUGAGUACACCAACAAGUUCAAGCAUCUGGUUCGUUUCAAUACCAUGGCUACAAGCGAAGAGUGGCAGUGUAGGAAAUUUGAGAAUGGGCUUAGGAGUGAUUUGAAGUUACUAAUAUCCAGCCUGUGCAUUAGGUCGUUUCCUGCCAUGGUUGAGAGAGCCAAAGUGUUGGAAAAGAAUGUGGCAGAAGUAGAGCAACAGAAGAAGCAACAGCAAGCAGCUAGGGAACCGGUUUUGAAUAGAAAUAAUUUGAAUGUGAGAAGGACUCCUUACGUUCGUCCAGCCGAAUCAUCAAAACCAAGUGGAUCUCAGGCGGUGGUUGCUGUCGGACAGACUGGGCAGCAAGGAAACGUGACCUGUUUUCAGUGUGGAGGACCACACUACCGAUGGUCAUGCCCUCAACUAGCGGGGGGAAAAUAUUGCAACCGUUGCAGAAGAAACGGACAUUGGGAGAAUGAGUGCAACAUGGGAGGACGAGCGGCAAUGAGGCCGCCAAACGUUGGGAGAGCACAACAAGGGAAAGGUGGACGAGCGCAGCCAGUGGGGAGAGUGUACGCAAUCACGGGCGCUGAAGCUACUAGAUCAGGUACACUCAUCAACCGCACUUGCUUAUCGUAUGAACUGCCUUGCCGUGCGUCGUUUUAA